AUGCAGGUCAUCGGGCUGCACAGUUCAGAAACCCAGCGUCGCAGUGCUAUCGGCGUGGAGGUUGCCAGGUACAUGCCUGGAGAUGCCACCGCCUUCCAAAUGGCCGCAGAGGUCAUGUUUGACGUGGACAUGCUCAGCCGCGCUCAAGUGGUGGUUGGAACUUUGGCUUCUCAGGUCACUCGUGUUGGAUGCAGUAUCGGGUAUGCCAGGAGGAAGCUGCUCAAAGCGAUCGCUUUGGAUUUUGAGCUGUUGCAGAGCCAGAAGGAUCUGCAUAAGCAGUGGGGCGUCCGUGUGGAUGAUGUGCCGUGGUCGCCGCCGGCCUGCUAG
Symbiodinium pilosum is the source of this 327-nucleotide messenger RNA. NCBI's taxonomy places the organism in Eukaryota, Dinophyceae, Suessiales, Symbiodiniaceae. The record is from the annotation of a GenBank genome assembly.